AAUUGGCUCCUUCAACAACAACAGCUAGUCAGACACCUCGGUAGCUUUCUAGCAAACAUAGCUACAACAUUCACACUCUUUACACUGUUUUGGUGUAUAUUAGUCGCUGUGUAUUAAACACACUUCAGUCGUAUGUACUUGUUGGCCCAUUUAAUUAUAUAUUGACGUUGUUUGUCAGCUAGCUGGUUUAGAACUAGGCUAGUCUCAAAUGCUAGCUAGCUAACAUCCCCGACCAUGAGUUCACUAAGCUACUCUCCUGUUAAAGAGGAGGUCUGCUGGACGGAGAAAGAAGCUCUUGUGAAAGAGGAGGAUGUUACAAUACGAAAACAAGUAGAGGGUGAGGCUGUUACCGUGAAAGAAGAAGAGAAAGACGCGUUCAGUGUGAAAGAAGAGGAGGAUGUUACAGUAAAAGAAGAGGAGGAUGUAGUCUUUGGAGUGAAAGAGGAGGAGGGGAGAUGACUGUCACAUUGGAGGAAGAGGAGGUUGGAGAUCUGUUUAACACCAGAGAGAGACGGGACUAUCUUGGGUCCUCUGGGGAGCCUCAACAACCUCAUGAUGCUGAAGAGGCAGAGAAGAGUCUCUCCAGAUCAGAACAUCUCAAGAAACACCCGCAGAGACCCAUAUGGAAGAGAACUCACUGCUGCUCUGACUGUGAAGAGGAGGUCUGCUGGAUGGAGAAAGAAGCUCUGGGGCUGAACAUUGUCGUGAAAGAGAAGAAGGAAGAAGAGAAAGACGAUUUUGGAAUGAAGGAUGAAGAGGGGGAGAUUACUGUCACAUUAGAGGAGGACGAAGAAGAGAAGACUGGAGAUCUGAUUAACACCAGUAAUUACAGAGAGAGACGGGAGACGCGGGAGCUUCAACUACCUCAUGAUGCUGACAAGGCAGAGAAGAGUCUCUCCAGAUCAGAACACCUCAAGAAACAUCAGCGGAGACCCACAGGGAAGAAAUCUCAACGCUGCUCUGACUGUGGGAAAGCUUUUAAAUCUUCAUCAGAACUUAAAAUACACCAACGAGUACACACAAGAGCGAAAUCUUACCACUGUUUUGAUUGUGGGAAGAGCUACUUAAGAUCAAAUUCACUAAAAGUACACAUGAGAAUUCACACAGGAGAGAAACCGUUUAUCUGUGAUCAAUGUGGGAAGAGUUUUUCUACAUCAAGCCAUUGGAUUGUACACCAGAGAACACACACAGGAGAGAAACCUUAUAGCUGUACUCAAUGUGGGAAGAGUUUUACUCAGUCAAGCAACCUGUUAUCACACCAGAGAAAACACACAGGAGAGAAAUCUUAUAGUUGUAAUCAAUGUGGGAAGAGUUUUACUCAGUCAAGCAUCCUGGUAUCACAUGAGAGAAUACACACAGGAGAGAAACCGUAUAGCUGUGAUCAAUGUGGGAAGAGUUUUACUACAUCAAGCCAUCUGACUGUCCACCGGAGAACACACACAGGAGAGAAACCUUAUAGCUGUACUCAAUGUGGGAUUAGUUUUACUCACUCAAGCAGCAUGUUAUCACACCAGAGAAAACACACAGGAGAGAAAUCUUAUAGCUGUAAUCAAUGUGGGAAGAGUUUUGUUACAUCUAGCCAUCUGACUAUACACCAGAGAACACACACAGGAGAGAAACCUCAUAGCUGUGAUCAAUGUGACAAGAGAUACUCUGAUAAAAGAUCUCUGAUCAAUCAUCAGAAAAUACAUACAUGAAGGAGUUGUUUCAUGAUAUCAAUGAAAUAAAAUCUCACAGUGUAGAAUGUUUAAACAUUGUAGUAGGAGUAUUUGAAUAAUGGAGAACCCUAAUUGUUUGCCUCCUGUUCUAUUGAUUUCAGCAUGAUAUGGGUAUUAGCCUCAUCAGUGGAAAUUGUUUUGUACUUUGCUGCAUUCAUCUUUCCCUUAAUCUUGAUCAGUCUGCCAGUCCCUGCCAUUGAAAAAUAUCCCCACUGCAUGAUGCUGCCAACACCAUGCUUCACCGCAGGGAUUGGGCCUGGUUUCCUCCAGACGUGACGCUUGGCAUUCAGGCCAAGAGUUCAAUCUUGGUUUCAUCAGACCAGAGAAUCUUGUUUCUCAUAGUCUGAGAGGCCUUUUGGCAAACUCCAAGUGGGCUGUCAUGUGACUUUUAUUGAGGAGUGGCUUCCGUCUAGCCACUCUAUCGUAAAGGUCUGAUUGGUGGAGUGCUGUGUAGAUGGUAGUCCUUCUGGAAGGUUCUCCCAUCUCCACAGAGGAACCUCUGGAGCUCUGUCAGAGUGACCAGUGGGUUCUUGGUCACCUCCCUGACCAAGGCCCUUCUCCCCUGAUUGUUCUGUUUGAAAUGGAUGCCAGCUCUAGGAAGAGUCUUGGUGGUUUCAACUGUCUUACAUUUUAGAAUGAUGGAGGCCACUGUGUUCUUAGGGACCUUCAAUACUGCAGAAAUGUUUUGGUACCCUUCCUCAGAUCUGUGCUUUGACACAAUCCUUUCUCGAAGCUCUACGGACAAUUCCUUCGACCGCAUGGCUUGGUUUUUUUCUCUGACAUGAAUUUAUGGCAGGUGGGCUCCAAUGAAGUUGUAGAAACAUCUCAAGGAUGAUUAAUGGAAACAGGAUGCACCUGAGCUCAAUUUUGAGUCUCAUAGCAAAGGGUCUAAAUAAGGUAUUUCUGUUUUUCACUUUGUCAUUAUCGGGUAUUGUGAUGUCAUUAUGGGGUAUUGUGUGUAGGUUGAUGAGGAAAAUAUUAUUUAAUCCAUUUUAGAAUAAGGCUGUAACGUAACAAAAUGUGGAAAAAGUCAAGGGGUCUGAAUACUUUGUGAAUGUUCUGAAUAUGCUGUUGGUUUACUGUUAGAAUAAGUUGUAUGACUACACCAAUACUGUUAAAGCAAUGAUGCAGAGACCUAGAAAAUACAUGGCCAACCUUGCUGUUAGAGAUCUAGCUACUGGGUGUGCAGGUUUCUGUUCCAGCCCUGCACUAACAGCUGACAUUGUGCUGAUUAUUUGGAUUAGACACUAUUCAACUAUUCAAUCAUGUCUUGUUUUGGAGUCAGAUGGAUGUCUAUACCCACUGCCCAUUUCCACAGGUGUUCUUUAUGAUAGGAAAUAAAGGGCUGAUUCACAGAAUGAA
Oncorhynchus keta (chum salmon) is the source of this 3080-nucleotide messenger RNA. Its product is annotated as zinc finger protein 883-like. Gene Ontology annotation, molecular function: DNA-binding transcription factor activity, RNA polymerase II-specific; RNA polymerase II cis-regulatory region sequence-specific DNA binding. Gene Ontology annotation, cellular component: nucleus. The transcript is spliced from 4 exons. Gene Ontology annotation, biological process: regulation of immune system process; negative regulation of transcription by RNA polymerase II; regulation of cytokine production. The record is from RefSeq and is a predicted model, not a curated record. Lineage: Eukaryota; Metazoa; Chordata; Actinopteri; Salmoniformes; Salmonidae. Bases 456 to 1697 code for a protein of 413 amino acids.